Messenger RNA from Rotaria sp. Silwood2, 552 nucleotides. The record is from the annotation of a GenBank genome assembly. NCBI's taxonomy places the organism in Eukaryota, Metazoa, Rotifera, Eurotatoria, Philodinida, Philodinidae.
AUGAGUGUAAAAACAGUUAACUUACUUUCAUGGUCCUCAACAAUAUUGCUUAUAUUUAUACUGUGUUUUGUUAAACAAGUUCAAAUCUCAAAUGCCUAUGCAUAUUGUCAAUACUAUAAACCAAAUACACCAUGGCCUUAUUUCAAAGAGUGUCCAUUUACUUGUUGUCCAAAGUCAAGAUCUAUACGAGAAAAUACAACUUGUUGUAAUCCACCAACUGAAGAAACGGCAAUAAUCACAAUAUUUGGAUAUCGCUGGUGGACUGUUUUUCUUUGUGCUUCUUGUAUUAUUAUUGCACUUAUUUUAUUAGCUAAUAUUAAUAAGCGUCUGCAUAUUUUUAAAAAUUUCAAAAACUUUAAUUCAGCUGUUAAUCCUGCAUCACCAUAUACGAUUUCUACAAAUGAUUCAAACAAUAAUGAUGUAUACAAAUUCUCUACUAAAGAUGAUACAAUUAUUUUAGAACAACAUCCGCCAUGUUAUAAAGAUGUUGCUCCAUCAGCCCAACCACCGUAUGCGUCAGUAAAUCCACCGACAAAAACAGACUUGGAAUAA